GCCUCUCGCCGCUCCAUGGAGGAGGCGGGGAUGCUGUGCGGACUGCGCGCGGGAUGGGGGCGCAGCAGAGCUGCAGCCGGCCCGGGACAAGCGCUGUGCAAGGCGAGCGGCUGCAGCAGCAAGAGGGACAGCCGCGCGCUCGGCGGGGAGCCUGAGCUGGAGGCUGAGGAGGCAGGCGCCACCGCCGCCGCCGCCGGGACCAGCGAGGCUCUGGCGGGCUGGGAUGAAGCGGGCGGCGGGCGGCUGUGGGGCCAAAUAGCUUCCCGCGGCGGCGGCGGCCGGACAGGGGACGACGGCGGCUGCUGCUAUUGCUGCUGCGGGCAGGAGGCUGAGGGCAGCGGGGCGGCCGCCGUCGCCUCAGCGUCCUCCGCCGCCGCCGAGUGGGUCGCGGGGAUGGCGGCUCCUCCUCACGGCUACCCGCUCUCGGACCCGGGCUCCAACAGCGAGCGCAGCGCCGACUCGCCGCUGCCCGACGACGACGGCGGCUCCUCGGCGGCCGGCCCCGCCCGAGCCCCCUCGGCCAGCCCCGAGUGGGGCGAGGAGAGGUUCCGCGUGGACAGGAAGAAGCUGGAGGCCAUGCUGCAAGCUGCUGCUGAAGGAAAAGGCAAAAGUGGAGAAGACUUUUUUCAGAAGAUUAUGGAAGAAACAAACACUCAGAUUGCUUGGCCAUCCAAGCUGAAGAUUGGUGCAAAAUCAAAGAAAGAUCCUCAUAUUAAAGUCUCCGGGAAAAAGGAAAAUGUCAAAGAAGCUAAAGAGAAGAUCAUGUCUGUUUUGGACACAAAAAGUAAUCGAGUCACUCUGAAGAUGGAUGUGUCCCAUACAGAGCAUUCUCAUGUGAUUGGAAAAGGAGGAAAUAACAUUAAAAGGGUGAUGGAGGAAACGGGGUGCCACAUCCACUUUCCAGAUUCUAAUAGAAAUAACCAAGCAGAAAAAAGCAAUCAAGUGUCAAUUGCAGGACAACCAGCCGGAGUUGAGUCGGCCAGAGUUAGAAUACGGGAGCUGCUCCCAUUGGUGCUGAUGUUUGAAUUACCUAUAGCUGGAAUCCUUCAACCAAUCCCUGAUCCCAAUUCUCCUACAAUUCAGCAUAUAUCGCAGACAUAUAAUAUUUCAGUAUCCUUUAAACAGCGUUCUCGGACAUAUGGGGCUACAGUCAUCAUCAGAGGAUCUCAGAAUAACGCUAGUUCUGUGAAGGAAGGAACAGCUAUGCUCUUGGAACACCUGGCUGGUAGCCUGGCUUCUGCAAUCCCCGUGAGCACACAGCUGGAUAUAGCAGCUCAGCAUCAUCUCUUUAUGAUGGGUCGGAACGGCAGCAACAUCAAGCAUAUAAUGCAGAGAACUGGUGCUCAGAUCCAUUUCCCCGAUCCCAGCAACCCACAGAAGAAAUCCACAGUCUACCUCCAGGGCACUAUUGAGUCAGUCUGCCUUGCCAGACAGUACCUCAUGGGCUGCCUUCCUCUUGUGCUGAUGUUUGAUAUGAAGGAAGAAAUUGAUGUAGAACCACACUUUAUAACUCAGCUAAUGGAACAGCUAGACGUCUUCAUUAGUAUUAAGCCAAAGCCAAAGCAGCCAAGCAAGUCUGUAAUUGUGAAAAGUGUUGAGCGAAAUGCCUUAAACAUGUACGAGGCACGAAAAUGUCUCCUGGGCCUUGAAAGCAGUGGAGUCCCCAUGGCAACAAGCCCAUCCACAGUCUCGUGUCCUGUUGGCCUCUCAUGUCCUGGUUUGGAUAUCCUGUCCUCGGCUGGGCUAGGACUUACUGGACUCGGCCUCCUUGGUCCAACAGCCUUGUCUGUCAGCACGUCCACCACACCAAAUUCUCUCCUAAAUGCUCUCAAUAGUUCUGUUAGUCCUUUGCAGAGUCCUAGUUCAGGCACGCCCAGCCCAACAUUGUGGGCAUCUUCAAUUGCCAAUACAAGUGCUACAGGCUUCUCUGCUAUUCCCCACCUGAUGAUGCCAUCUACUGCCCAAGCCACUUUGACCAGUAUUCUUCUAUCAGGAGUGCCAAACUAUAGCCAGAACACGCCAUCUCCCCCUCCUGGCUUGACCCCUGUCGAUAUUCAUGUCAAUGGCAUGCAAGCGGAAAACAAGAAAAGCUCAGCUUCUCUAAAUGGUCAUGUAAAGACCUCAGCUAUGAAAUAUACUGCACUAACUGCUGCAUCACUCGGUGAAAAUGUGUUGGGUCCAAACCACAGCGAUCCAUCCAGGCAGACAAAUAGUCAUAGUGCCUCCGAACAAGUGACCACCAAGGCAAAUGCUGGCGAAGGUUGCAAUGAUGCCUUUGUGGAGGUGGGCAUGCCAAGAAGUCCUUCACAUUCAGCCAAUGCCAGUGAUCUCAAGCAAAUGAUGAGUUCCUCCAAGCAAUCCUGUGCAAAGAGGCAAACAGUAGAACUGUUGCAAGGCACCAAAAACUCUCACUUACACACCGCAGAGAGGCUGCUUUCAGAUUCUGAGCUGAGUGGUUCAGAGAACCCAGUGGCUGAUAAAAAGGCUCCUGGAAGUGAACGAGCAGCUGAGAGGGCGGCAGCAGCCCAGCAGAAUUCUGAAAGAGCGCGCCUUGCCCCACAGUCGUCAUAUGUGAAUAUGCAGGCAUUUGACUAUGAACAGAAGAAGCUAUUAGCAACCAAAGCUAUGUUAAAGAAGCCAGUUGUUACGGAGGUGAGGACACCGACAAACACCUGGAGUGGGCUUGGCUUCUCCAAAUCAAUGCCAGCUGAAACAAUCAAGGAAUUGAGAAGAGCUAACCACGUGUCUUAUAAACCGUCCAUGUCGACAACUUAUGAGGGUUCAUCAAUGUCUCUCUCACGAUCCAACAGCCGGGAACAUCUAGGAAGUGGUAGCGACUCUGAUAACUGGAGAGAUCACAAUGGCAUUGGCCCAGCAGCCCCUGGCGACUUUGUUUCUUCCAUUGGCAGCCCUAAAAGGAAACAAAACAAAUCAACUGAACAUUAUCUCAGCAGCAGCAAUUACAUGGACUGCAUCUCCUCGCUGACAGGAAGCAAUGGCUGUAACUUGAACAGCCUAUUUAAGGGAUCUGACCUGCCUGAGCUGUUCAGCAAACUGGGUUUGGGCAAAUACACAGACAUAUUCCAGCAACAAGAGAUUGAUCUUCAGACGUUCCUCACUCUCACAGAUCAGGAUCUGAAAGAGCUCGGAAUUACUACUUUUGGUGCACGAAGGAAAAUGCUGCUUGCAAUUUCAGAACUGAAUAAAAACCGAAGAAAACUGUUUGACCCCUCCAAUGUCCGUGCCUCGUUCCUGGAAGGCGGCGCUAGUGGAAGGCUGCCGCGUCAAUUUCAUUCGGACAUUGCUAGUGUGAGCGGCCGCUGGUAGCAGUAAGUCGAGGCUCUCACAGUUGACUGCACAAAUGGACAUGGCAAUCCUGUGGACAGCCAUCACUGCACACAACCCCCUGCACUUUGGGAAUUUAGGUACCAAGGACCAAAGCCUUCUGCACAAAUACCUGUGCCAAAAAAAGGAAGAGAACACUUGUCUCUUUCUGAACACCAAAUGUGGAUUAUGUUUUACUCAUGUAGAUUGGACAGAAUUUGCAAUAAUGAUAAUAUAGGGUUCUUUGUUUAGUAUUUUAUUACUUAUAAUAACUAUAUUGUAUGCACUGAAAUUUUUUUUUUACUUAUUUGAACGGAGAGUGAAGGGCUGGGAUGCCAGAGGGGCAUAGCAUGUGGUUUUUAUCAAGAAGGUAUUUCUGGUACUGCUUAAUGAUUAAUUGAGGUCUUUCUGCACUUUACGUGUUCUGAUUGCUUGUCCUGUGGAAAUUUUAUUGUUUUCCUCUUCAAUUUCCAUGGGGAAAAAAUAUUGUAUUGGCACUUAUCAACAUUUGCCAGGUAUGUUCCCACAUUAGAUGAAAUUCUUAUGCCAUAAAUCAUACUAGCAAAUCAAAUGUUGGUUAUUUUCCCCCCUUAAACAACUGUAGAGAAGUCGUCAACAAUCAGGUCUCUUAGCGUUGGACUCAACCUUCUUUUCGCUUUUGGGAGGCAUUUGAAGAAUCCUUACAGUUAAUCUUGUGCACUGUAAAAGAUGCAAUGAAAGACCAAAAUGAACCUUAUUGCCAUCAGUUAUCCCUAUUUAGCUGCUGCCUGUAAUGCUAAAACUGAUUUUAAUGGUCGUCUCAAAGCAAAGGACUAUUUUAGUAUAUACUGCCACUAAAGGACACUUUAUUUAUAGGAAACGUCUUAUUUUUUAGAAUCUGUACACUUUACAGUGCAUAAGAAAUUAAACGGAUCUCCUAAAAAGUUUUUGGUAGAGGAUGGAAGGCAGUUCAUCAUGCCAGAACUCUGGGCAAUUGUUCGUUUAAGGAGAGCAUUAAUUUCAUUUGACAAGACAGCACUGUUGCAUUUAUUUCAAGAAUAUUGCUUACAUUGACUCUUCAUUCAGCAAUAGAUCAACAUAAAUCAAAUAGCUGCAAUGACAUCUGUUUUAUUGGUUGAUUUAAAUUUGUGAUUGUCAGCUAUGGAGUUUUGAGAUGAGCUAUUUCCAAAAAUCCAUACUGACUGUCACCAGAAAGAGUCUGUGUUGUGCAUGGAUAGAGCUAACAGUUGUGUUCUUAUACUGUGAAAGGUCAAGAAAUCUGGUUAUACUAUUUCUGUCUUUUUGCAAAUGACUAGGUAUAAAUUUAUGAAGUGAAGGAUAGGAUGAAGUGCCUCUCGGCGAUGCAAUACAAUGUUUCCAAACAUGAAUUUAUCGAAAGAAGAAAAACAUUCCCAUAGAAAAAAUUGUGAACUUACUUGUACUGUAAUUUCUUAUUUAUGUACAAUGUACAAACCCUUUAAGGUGGUUGCAAACCACUCUUAACGAAGGCAUUAGAUUUAACCAAUUACCGUAGCUGUUUUUUUUAUAUAUGCAAAACAGGGGUGAGAAAUAGUUUUGACACUUUCUGUGGAUAAUGGUUUUCUGCGGCAAAGAAAAACACACAAACACACACAAAGGAAACCUUUAAUGGUAGAUAACGCAGUUGUAAUCUGUUACCCACCGGCAUUCAUUCUAACCAUAUCCAGUGAUGGCUAUAUAGCUAAUCAGCCUCUCACUGCAACUCAGAUAGCUACUGAUCUUUCUCCAGUGUUUGAAAAAGCACGGGCCAGAUUAGUGCAUGUUCAACUGUAGUUGCCUUUUUCUGUGUGUUGCCUUAUGUAUUAUCCUGGAAAUCAGCUAGUCCUGCCUCAAAACUUAACACAUACUUCUGUUCACACUGUAAUAUAGAGAUCCUGAUACUUAAAAGAAACUAUCUUCUUAAUCAUGAAUAUGCCCUUUGGUAUGAGUCUCCUCAUGUGUAGAAUUAAGCACUUAGUAGUUCAUGAAUUUGGCUUGUCCAUGGAAAUGAUUUUACCAAAAUUUAAAACUAACUUGGUUUAAUCUGUGCCAGAGUUAAUUCAGACUAGGAUGAGCACCUAUCUGCCAGUCUCUUUCGGCUGCCAUUGCACCCUCCCACCACUCGCCUUAUUAGGCAUUCGUCCCCCCCCCCACAGAUCUGUGCAUAUUUUUUCCAGUUUGUACUUAAAUGCCAUGUGUGUAAUGACAGUAUUAUACCUGGAAGAUGCAAUUAAGCUGCUGUGGUCUAUGCUGAAGUGAAGAUUUUCCCAGAUAUAAGAACGAUAGGGCUACACACUCACAACACAUACACACACAAAUUCCACACUGGAAGAACAACUUUCUCACUCCUUUUGAUUCCACAAAAGGGAUAUAUGGCAAUGCAAUGUUCAGUAUUGUCAAUAUUGUAUUAUGCACAAAAAGAUAUUGAAACGUUAGUUUUAAAUUUUGUGCCUUUAUAGCGACCAGUUAUCUGUAAAUAUAGAGCAGAUACAGAUUGUAUUUGGGGAGGGAAGGGGUCCUUUUUAGUGAAUUUUUUUUAAAGAAUAAAUAAAUGAAAGAUGGAAUUAAACGUUCAAAAAUGGGAAUUUUCCAAACUAAUCAAAUGUUACAUGAAAGAAUAAAUUUAUAUAACCCCCUUGUUACACUGCCUAUGAAAUGUAGUCUGUCGUCUUUUACACAGAUUUAUUCCAGAGGUGAUUUCGUGUUCUCUUAACAUGGAAUGGUUGCUCCCAAAGUCAGAGCAAAUACAUGCUUGUUAUCUUCUCAAUAAUGCUAGGCCCUGUGAGGACUAACCUAAACUGAGUAUUGUCAACAGGCACAGUUACUAAAGAAUGCUGAUCGUGCUUCUGAAGUGAAGGGGCACAUCAUGUGAGUAAUAGUCACCUCAUCCUUCUUUUUCUUUACACUUUGUGGGGGAAAGGUUGCAAAUGCAGAAUACCCAUGAGCUACUGUCCCUUACGGGUGCAAUCUAUAUGUUCAGAAACUGUGUGUGGUACACACUGAGAACACAGUGCUUUAGAGUGCUGUUCGAGGGAUCACAUGGUCCAAAUGCACCCUGUCCCCCCUGUCAAUUAUUCCGUUGCCAUGGGAGCAGAGUUCAAACCAGUCUCAGACCCAGUGGGCUAACUUUCAGUAGGCAACCUUUGAAAUGGGGAAGCAUUCAUGUUUAAUAUCCACUACUAAGGCCCAUAACCAGAGAUUUUAUGCUGAGGAGUGGGUCUACGGAUGCUUUGGAUAUGAUGCAAAACAGCCAAGUCUGUUUGUAACAUUAUGUUUGAUGUUUAGAGUUAUUGAAUAAAAAUAUUGUUUUUAAUCAAAUUAAAAUGGAAGUUUAUGUGUA
Molecule: messenger RNA, 6661 nt
Organism: Podarcis raffonei (Aeolian wall lizard)
Lineage: Eukaryota; Metazoa; Chordata; Lepidosauria; Squamata; Lacertidae
Gene: BICC1
Product: BicC family RNA binding protein 1
Exons: 21
Coding region: 16-3327 (1103 amino acids)
Cellular component (GO): cytoplasm
Molecular function (GO): protein binding; RNA binding
Source: RefSeq, a predicted model, not a curated record